This is a messenger RNA of Alternaria arborescens, 408 nucleotides long. RefSeq lists its product as hypothetical. The record is from RefSeq and is a predicted model, not a curated record. Bases 1 to 408 code for a protein of 135 amino acids. The transcript has a single exon. NCBI's taxonomy places the organism in Eukaryota, Fungi, Ascomycota, Dothideomycetes, Pleosporales, Pleosporaceae. Gene Ontology annotation, molecular function: DNA-binding transcription factor activity, RNA polymerase II-specific; RNA polymerase II cis-regulatory region sequence-specific DNA binding. Gene Ontology annotation, biological process: regulation of transcription by RNA polymerase II.
AUGGCCAGCCUCACCGAAAACGAGUUUUCUGAGGACUUUGGCUUCAUCGCACCAUCCGCAUCGCUACUGGAUAAUCCAGCAGUAGCGCCAUCAGACUUCGAGCUCCCCAGCCAGAACCUACACAGUCAUCCUAGCAAGCGCUAUGCGUCACUCUCAACCGACCCUGCGACCAAUCGUGCCACGCCUUCAAAGAAAGGUGCGCGUAUUAACAAGGAAGCAAUUCGCAUUCUGAAAACCUGGUUCUUCACCCAUGAGAACAAACCCUAUCCUCGUCACAAUGACUUGCAGUUUUUGCAGCAGCAGACCGGCCUAGAACACAAGCAGAUCACGACCUGGUUCUCGAACGCUCGUCGCCGAGGCCUUUCUCGUGACUCUGGAUCAAAACAUCCGCAAGUCCACGACACUUAG